AUGGUCUGGCUAGAUUCCGAGGAAAAUGCUUAUCGGAAGCAUCCGGCCAUCCGCUUCGCCAUCGUGGCUUUUGCCGCUCAACAUGGCUGGAGAGCAUACCAUUUUGAGAACAUCGCCGCGAUGGCCGAAAGCGCUCGCGACAAGUGCCUUCAGCUGAUCAAAACCCGAGCUCAAGAGAUGACCGAGAAGGUAGCUGAAGGCGUCGACUUGGACAGCCACUCUGAUAUCGCCGACGCCGAGUGGAUGCUCGCCUCGAUCCUGAUCAUCAACAACUAUGAGAAUGCAAGGUGCCGUCUCGAGGCGGCUGAAGGCCACAGGCAAGCGGCUCGGACGAUUGUCCACAUCUUCAACCAGUCAGUGUCUACCGAAGGCCGCGAGCUGUUUGCUUUCCUCCGCAACCAGCUAGCCAUCGAAGACAUCAUAGCAGCCACUACGACGUUCGACAAGGCUAGCAUUAAAAACGCAAUCACUCCGGCGCCGGGCUCGGACUUCCUGCUUUUCUCGAAAUACCUCAAACUCCUGCACCAGAUCACACUCGAGUCUAUUGAACACACGCACGAAGGCCCGCACCCAACCGGACCCUUCGAAAGCCGUCUCACACUCUCCACAAUCCAUUCGGAAUUCGAGCAGGCCAGAGGAACCACCUUGAUCGCGGCAGGCCGGCUCGGCCUGGACGGAUCAAUGAUGGCUCGCGACUUUGUGCGCCUGGUAGAGAUAUAUCACAACGCAGGACUGCUGUAUGCGUUGCAGUGUCUCAAGUGUGCAGACGAGGAAAGUGCCCACUGGGUGACAGCAUGCACACGGUUAUUCGACCAGCUGUCACGAUUCGAGGACGUUCACGCCUUCGUACAGAACCUUGCUUGGCCGACCUUCAUUGCGGGAACUGCUUGUUUUGGUAACGAGGAGCGUCAAACGAUAAUCACAUCGAUGUUCACAGUGAUUCAUGAAGUCACAAGAUUCGACUACUAUUUAGAUGUGCUUGACUUUCUACGGAACUUCUGGGCCGGGACGAAUAAUGACUGGAGAUCACUGGCUCAGACCAGGGAGGCGUCUGGUAAGCGCUUGUUCGUCGUUUGA
Diaporthe batatas is the source of this 1077-nucleotide messenger RNA. RefSeq lists its product as uncharacterized. Bases 1 to 1077 code for a protein of 358 amino acids. The transcript is spliced from 2 exons. The record is from RefSeq and is a predicted model, not a curated record. Lineage: Eukaryota; Fungi; Ascomycota; Sordariomycetes; Diaporthales; Diaporthaceae.